Molecule: messenger RNA, 1872 nt
Organism: Penicillium malachiteum
Lineage: Eukaryota; Fungi; Ascomycota; Eurotiomycetes; Eurotiales; Aspergillaceae
Exons: 2
Coding region: 1-1872 (623 amino acids)
Molecular function (GO): oxidoreductase activity; copper ion binding; protein binding
Source: RefSeq, a predicted model, not a curated record
AUGAAGCUAUUCUUUUCUCUUCUGUUUUUAUCCUUUUUUUUGGUAUAUGGCAAUGCAUACCCACAAGAUGCGGCCAUUGAUUCAAGUUCCACCAUAGCCCCAUCAUUCUCAGGCCUGGGCUCAUAUGCUACAAACACCUCGAGCUCUACUCCAAGUGCAUCAACUCAGUCUCCGAGCAUUUGUACUCCGACCAAUACUGCCAAUGACAGAAAGUCAUGGUGCGACAGCUUUGAUAUAAGCACAGACUACGAAGAAAACGUACCACAUACCGGUGACACCCGCGAAUAUUGGCUUUCUAUCGAUGAGCUUAUGGCCAAUCCAGACGGGAGAAAAGAACGUCUGGUGAUGGCUGUCAACGGAACCAUUCCUGGACCUUCAAUAUUUGCAAAUUGGGGUGAUGAUGUCAUAGUACAUGUCUACAACAAUCUUACUCAGUCCAAGAAUGGAACCAGCAUCCAUUUCCAUGGCAUUCGUCAGAAUUAUACAAAUCCAAAUGAUGGGGUUGUCUCAUUGACUCAAUGCCCUAUUGCACCCAACCAUACCAUGACUUACAAGUGGAAGGCAACUCAAUAUGGGAGCUCAUGGUAUCAUUCGCAUAUUGGAUUACAAGCCUGGGAGGGUGUCUUUGGUGGUAUUGUCAUCAAUGGCCCAGCAUCCACCAACUAUGAUGAAGAUAAAGGAGUCUUGUUUCUAAACGACUGGUUAAACCAAACGGUUGACUCAUUAUACUUUGGCGAGAGAGUCAAUGGUCCUAGAUUCCCCUGGGGAAAUGGUUUGAUCAAUGGUACAGAGGGCAAAAUAGAGAGCAAUGGGACAGUGACAGGAAAAUUCUCCAAUAUUUCAGUGACUCAAGGCAAAUCAUAUCGACUCCGGGUAGUCAAUGCUGCUAUCAACUCGCAUUACACAUUUCAGAUCGAUCUUCACAACCUGACUGUCAUUGCUGUGGAUUUUGUGCCAAUCGUCCCAUAUACAGCCCCAAACAUACAAAUUGGAAUGGGUCAACGAUACGACGUUAUAUUCACUGCCGAUCAGGGCGAUGUAGCAGACUCUUUCUGGAUUCAAGCAAAGUCCAUGCAGUGCUCGCAAAACUUGAACGACAACACUACGGCCAUUUUAACGUAUAGAGAAACCAAUAAAUUGCCAGCAAUCCGUCUAAAUAGCACGAUCCCAGGAGAUAUCUGUAAAGAUGAACUUCUUACCAACUUGACACCUUAUGUUGGAAAACCCCUUCCACCGCCGACAGAUGCAUCAUGGAACAAGAGCUUGACUACGCAAAAAAAUCAGACAGACCUAACCAGCUUCAAUUACUGGUACAUGAAUCAUACAUCCAUGCAGGUACAAUGGAAAGAUCCUGUUUUGAAGCAGAUAUACCAGGGUCAAUCCCUGAACACCACAAUUGGGCCAUUCAACGCAUCGGAUUCAAACAGCUUUCUCACUGGGUCAAACUUGAUUACUCUCCCAGAUAAGAACGAUUGGGUCUAUCUUCAGAUAAUCAGUGAUCCGAAUGGACCGGGUGAUCAUCCCAUCCAUCUACACGGCCAUGAUUUCUAUAUUCUCGCGCAAGGAAAUUCAUCUCAACCUUUUAAUGGAGUUAUCAAUUACACGAAUCCUCCUCGUCGAGAUACAGCCCUCUUGCCUUUCGGUGGAUACUUGACGAUUGCUUUCAAGACUGAUAAUCCCGGCGUAUGGUUGAUGCAUUGUCAUAUCGGCUGGCAUGUUGAGGAAGGUUUCGCACUUCACUUCCUCGAACUUGAGCAUGAAAUCAAGGGAUUGAUUGAUUAUGAUGAUAUGAAUGUGGUUUGUGAUGAUUGGAACUCAUACGCAAAGGCGAAUAACGUGAACGAGACUCUGAUGUUUGAUUCUGGGGUUUGA